Symsagittifera roscoffensis is the source of this 2479-nucleotide messenger RNA. RefSeq lists its product as uncharacterized. Bases 12 to 2084 code for a protein of 690 amino acids. The transcript has 2 exons. The record is from RefSeq and is a predicted model, not a curated record. NCBI's taxonomy places the organism in Eukaryota, Metazoa, Xenacoelomorpha, Acoela, Convolutidae.
CUAGAUGAUAUAUGGCUUCGAAAGAUGUUCUUCCCUGGUUAAGCGACAAAGAUCCUCCAGCUGCCAAAUACCCAAGACUUCUGUGCCCAAACAUCCGCGAACAACCUUUUGAAGGCUUAGAUAUCAGCGAUUUAGUAGUUAAUCUAUUUAAUAAUGUACCAAAAUUCACAUACAGAUUACCGCCUCCUAGUACGAUUUCCAGAACAUCAGAGAAAACAUCGAAGGCUAAGAAAUUGAGAAAACAGGCUCUAGAAAGGAGUAAUGGUAAAAGCAAAAGUUUUGUCAAAGCAAGAAAUGGAGUCAGGACGUUCGAAGAAAGCGAUUCAGAUGACCAAAGUAUUUCUGAACUGGCGAAGUCUGUUGCUAAUCAAAAUAAGACUGAUCGAGGUCAAGAACAAUCAGUUUCUGGCGUGAAAAUUGAAGGUGAAUUAGAAGACAGUGAGGUCAUUAAACUAGUUCAAAAGUUUCACGAGAAACCUAAGCGUGGUUACCGAGAGAAAACAUUUGAAGCAAUGCCCAAAAGCUAUGGGUUCCUUUCACAUUGUAUAAGCUGCGGGUUUUCACCCGCCAAUAGAGUACACCCCAUGUUAAAGCACGCUGGCUUGUGUUCACACUGCGAGGUGUUAUUAAAGAAGGUGCCAGAGGUUAUUGAUCCGCGGGACGGGUACCAAGCAAACUGCACCCUUUGUUGUCGGGAAGGUCGCGACCUUGUAAUGUGUGAUUCAGGCAUGGAUAAAUGUCUGAGGUCUUUCUGCUUUCUAUGUCUGAACCUCUUUCUGGGUUCAGCUGGUGCCAACAAGAUUAGAAGCUCAAAGAAGUGGAACUGUUUCUUUUGUACAAAUUCAAACGUCGGCUAUCUGCAUUUGAAGCGACACUGGAAAUCCGGAUUUGAGAAGUUCCUGAAAAAUGGUGCUAAAAUUAAUCACAGAACAUUCUCUCAAACCAGUUCCUCUUGUUCCAAUGCAGUAACCAAUGACAAUAACGAAGCUCAACAGUCGAACUCGAAUUCUACAUCGUCUAAUUCACUUGCUAUCAAAGCCAAAAUAGGAACUAAACGUGAAAAUAACAACCAAAUUGAGUGCAAGAAUAGAAAUGAAGCUGAACUCAAUCGAGCUAGAACGCCAAUUUUGGCGAAGAAAUUGUCAAAACGAGAGCCAAGUUCACUCAAUACAAAGACUAGAAGCAAUGAAAAAUUGUUGUUUGAUAAUGACGAUGAAAUAACAUUAGCUGAUUUUCGACCAGCCGAACAAACCCAGAAGGAAAACAUGCAACCGUCGCCUGCGGGAAGUGACAUCGCAAAUAACAACUGUUUACCUGCAAGUUGUGAUCAGAACUUGAUGGCAGAUGAGGACAAUGAUUGCGGGGGACUGGGAAAAGUCAAGUUCUCAAUUCACGAUUCAGAAGAAGAGUUUAGUGUCAUCACUCCAGCCAAAGCAUCUGCUCGGUCCCGAAUCACAAGCCCACUUUCGACAACAUGUACCACUACUUCACUCACCGAUAUCCGUCUAGUUCAAGAAGAAAACGAUGAACCUGAACAGAACGCUCAUCCAGUAUUCAGGAAAACCUUCCCGCAUUCUAGAAGCAACCGGUUCAGUGGAUACACACAAGCGUCACAUUUGAAGAAACUAUGCAUAUGUUGCACAUCGAAAAACGUCUCCAACAUUUCACAUCCUAUGUUCAUAGGGGGAGUGUGCGACGACUGUUUACCACGAGUGUGUAAAAAUAUAAUAACAAUCAUGGAAGUACCAGCUGAAGACCACGAUUUAAUGGACCUCGAGUACCUCAAAAGUAUGUGCUGUAUAUGCUGUCGUAAUAUAGAAGAGCUAAUCACGAAUAUCCAGAAGUCGGAAGCCUCGAAGAAACCGAUUUUGUUCAGGUGUUCACAGUCGGCAUGUAAUUAUGCUUUCUGUGAAAAUUGUUUAUCAGGUUUAGUUUCGACGGAAUUGGUGGAGCUUUUCAAGGGAUUCAGAAGUGCAGCUACGUCCACUAGUACAAGUCCGCCUAAAAGUACUAUCAUUCCGUCUUGGACUUGUUUUAUGUGCAGUGAUUCGCAAUAUCAUGGAAUUUUGAAGCUGCAAAUUUAAACCUCGAUUUCGACUAAAUUCAAACCUUAGUAGUCUUGAAGAUAAUUAUCAUAAACCUAAAAUUAUUUCGGAAAGAAUAAAAUGUGCAAAUCUGCAGGGAUAUGUAUUUUGCGGCUGUGAAUUAUUUGUAAUUUUUUGUUAUGUAAUUAGAUUGAUUAGCAGUUAAUUUACCACAGUGUGUAUACAGUCACAGUGUGCAGAUUGGAUGGAUUGGAAUUAGUUUUGAUUGAUCGAUUUAUUUAAAAAGCUAUAUUUAUGAACAUUCAGUGCAAAUAUUAACUCUGCAAGCAACAGAAAGUGACACAAAGUCUUUUAAAGAGCCAGAUUCGACGCUAAAUUUUUCUACUAAAUUUGAUUUUCAUAUCUGAUUAAAUACAAUACAGUUUUCGCCAUAG